AUGGAUUUGGAGUCUGAAGACGGCGGUGAUGGUGUCAAUUAUAGUGUUAAUUUCGUCACGAAUACGUUAUUUCCAACGUUUGAUGACGCAGUAAAAUGGGCGGAUGUUGUUUCCAUAAAUCUGGGACUUAUUUUGGUUAAAUCGUCUUACAACAAAACCAGACAUGGUCGGUCGUAUCGAUAUUUGAAAUGUGAUCGGGGUCAGAAGAGCAAACCGAGAGAUUUGAAGAACGCAAUACGGAAGGACACAAAAACCAAAGCCAAUGCUUGUCCUUUCUACAUCAAGAUAUAUUAUGAAUUCACCACAGAUAGUUGGAAGAUCCGUGCAAAAAAUGAUGAAAGUGGGACCCAUAACCAUCCAAUGAUCGUGUAUCAUGAGGGUCAUCGUAAAAUUAGUGGCUUGAUCCCGGGUGCCAAAAAGGUUGUGCGUGACAUGACAAAGUCCAAGGUUGCACCGCGUAACAUCAUGGCAACUGUUGUAGAACAAUUUCCUGAUGAUCAUCCAAACAUCAGACACAUUUACAAUUUUCGGAAUUUCUUUAGAAUGAAGAUGUCUGAAGGCAAAGGAGUUGUUCAACAAUUUCUUCAUUUGGCGAGACAAAGUCAGUAUAUUUACUGGGUCAUGGCCGAUGACCUCGGUGUUCUACAACAUGCAUUUAUGGUGCACCCAAUCACGGUAAACAUACUACGCACAUAUCCACAUGUAAUCGGUAUGGAUUCAACUUACAAGACCAACCGAUACGGGAUGCCAUUCUUUGAGAUAGUAGGUGUAACACCGACAAAUCAGAAUUUCCUCGUUAGUUAUGUGUUCAUGCGCAACGAGUGCACGGCAAGCUAUCGGUGGGUGUUGAAGAGAUUAAGGGAGUUGAUUGGGUAUGAUAAAGAACCAUCGGUAUUUUUGUUUGAUCGUGAACUUGGCCUAUGUGCGGCAUUGAGAGAAGCGUUUUCAGGGACGUCGCAUUUUCAUUGUCGAUGGCACAUUAACAAAGAUGUGGAGGCUAGGGUGACAGAUAGGUUUAAAAAUAAGAAGAUCGGUGCGAGUUUCAAAAAUGGAAAAUGGAAAUGUAUCAUGGAUGCUACAACCAAGGCGGAUUAUAAUGUUGCUCUGGAUACAAUGAAAGCUAUGUGGGCAAGUUAUUCGACAGUGAUUAUUUACGUUGAGAAAACAUGA
Messenger RNA from Chenopodium quinoa (quinoa), 1170 nucleotides. RefSeq names its product protein FAR1-RELATED SEQUENCE 5-like. Gene Ontology annotation, biological process: regulation of DNA-templated transcription. NCBI's taxonomy places the organism in Eukaryota, Viridiplantae, Streptophyta, Magnoliopsida, Caryophyllales, Amaranthaceae. The transcript has a single exon. The record is from RefSeq and is a predicted model, not a curated record. Bases 1 to 1170 code for a protein of 389 amino acids.